This is a messenger RNA of Physcomitrium patens, 1505 nucleotides long. Its product is annotated as protein OPI10 homolog. Gene Ontology annotation, cellular component: nucleus; cytosol. NCBI's taxonomy places the organism in Eukaryota, Viridiplantae, Streptophyta, Bryopsida, Funariales, Funariaceae. Gene Ontology annotation, molecular function: nuclear import signal receptor activity. Gene Ontology annotation, biological process: protein import into nucleus. The record is from RefSeq and is a predicted model, not a curated record.
UGACACUUUAUUUGUAUUUUUUAUUUUUUGUUUGAAGAUUUGCUAUCAAAACGGCAGAAGAGCUCAGAGGGCCAGCGACUACCAGUACCAUAUGCUUGUUUCGCCUGUAUUGGCUUAUUUAGGGUUUACGAACCGAUGUAGACAUGAAUGAAGAAGGAUAGGCUCCGGAAACCCUAAUCCUAAUUCCUCUCGGAGCAAUUGUCCUCCCUCUCGAUCAGUCCUCCUUUCCUCUCAGCAUAGUCUGCGUUAACGCUCCAGUAGAAUUCUCUUCCCUCCUACCUCAUUCUGUUAUUCUCCUCGAACUGUGAGCUUGGACUGAGCUCCCCUCGUGCAGAUUUUCUGACAGGAUCGUUGUCUCGCGCUUGGGUUUGCGUUCUAGAUCGCUCCUGCUUGAUCACUUGUGCCCCGGAGUUGGAUUUAGUGAUGGUGGGUUGUUCCGUAUUGAGCCGGAGCCAUUGCAUCCUAGGAUUCGUCGAAUUCGAAAAAUCGUUGCUGCAUGAGAGAAGGUUACACUGAGAUGCGACGAGCUUCCAAAUUCUUCAGUGGAGCAGUAACGGUGUUCUGGUCAGAUGUUCAACAGCGCUUAAUUGAAAAAGAAAAACAUUUUGAGCUGGGAAGGACGUGAAAUUUUGUGAGGAUGUUUGGCGUCUUGUUUCCUAAUCGAAGCUUUCCGUUGGGGAUCAGUACUUUCAACCAAGUUGAUGAACACCGGUGGCUACUGGAUAUGAAUUAUUUCGUUGGGGAAGCUUACGAUCAAGUAAAAGAGAUGUGUGUCUUCUUGCUCAAUGAAAUGGUAUUACCAGCUGGCAAAUCCUUAGCCGUGUAUGUGCAAGCCCCAGGUUCACAAUUUGAAUAUCGUGGUGCUGUGCAUAGUGCAUGUCCUUCAGCUGUCUUCCCUCUUCUUUGGCCCGGGGCAACCUCCGGCCCAAUGCUACUGACGGGGCCUGGUGCACCUGGUGCCUCUGCACAAAUUGGUAUCUCAGUUGAAGAUCUCGCCACUCUUCCUUCCCUCAACGUGGGCCAUCAGAAGCGGGUGGAGGAGAUUGCAUUGAAAGUCGGCGAAAAUUUAUUCAACUUCAUGCAAUCUUUUGGUACCACUCAAGGUGGCAAACUAAUCGUUCCCAUGGAUAUCUUGAACCAAUGGUUUAAGAAGUUUCAGGAGAAAGCUAGAAGAGAUCCUGAUUAUCUUAAUCGCUUCACCAUGUAGUGUAGUUCAAAGCCUCAAAGAUCAAAGCUGUCUCUUGAUUCCCUCUGUGGUUGAACUUCUUUGUUCAGUUCCCAAGUUUUUGUACGUUAUGUGGAUAGUACAUAAAAAGUAAAAAAUAAAAAGCGAUUUGCGUAGAAGCCCACAAACAUGUUCACAAUGAUCAUGUAAUACUCCGUGAACCUUUGGAAAUCCAUCACUGACCCAUCUCGGGACUUCAUAAAAACCCUUCACCUGUAAAGUUCUCUAUGCACCAUCUUUAUUCCUCGUGCAUCGAGUCUCAUUCUGCUAUUUCACAGUA